Messenger RNA from Aureobasidium vineae, 537 nucleotides. The record is from the annotation of a GenBank genome assembly. Lineage: Eukaryota; Fungi; Ascomycota; Dothideomycetes; Dothideales; Saccotheciaceae.
AUGUCUUCGAACCCGCAAACUGCUCUCUCGGCCAAAGCAUCGAACCCCUCCAAAUCCAUCGGCCUCUCGAAUCAAUCGACAACCUCAUUCUCUCAGACCAACGCCUACUUUGGAGAAGUUCUCGGUCAACGUAGAAGUGGCGGUUCAGGCAGCUCCAACGCCGCUAGCUCGAAGCCAUCGUCGACCCCGCGCAGCAACCAAAGUGCAAAGGCAAAGCACAAGCAAUCGAAGAAGUUUAGACUCGCGGAUGAGGAUGCUCUUGCUGAAUCCGUAAGUAAUACUGGCGACCUGUUAGCGAGCUUCCACCCUGCUCACUUUGCCACANNGGCCGCCAUGCACUCGACUAGCAGCCGCAAGGGCCAGACCUCUAUCACUCAUUUGAUGAACUUUUCUCUACCACCACGUCCUCAAGCACAUCAGCACAACUCUAGAUACGCCUCGGGUAGGCCUCGACGCAACCCCACUUGGGGACUAGGUUCGGGAUAUCACGCCGUGGACAAGGCAAGGUAUAACUUCUCUCGCCUCGCCCACUCGUAA